Molecule: messenger RNA, 1725 nt
Organism: Aspergillus saccharolyticus JOP 1030-1
Lineage: Eukaryota; Fungi; Ascomycota; Eurotiomycetes; Eurotiales; Aspergillaceae
Product: putative MFS monosaccharide transporter
Exons: 6
Coding region: 1-1725 (574 amino acids)
Biological process (GO): carbohydrate transport; transmembrane transport
Cellular component (GO): membrane
Molecular function (GO): carbohydrate:proton symporter activity
Source: RefSeq, a predicted model, not a curated record
AUGUCCCCAAACGAUCGACAAAAUGCUCAGAUGCAUGGACUGGUUGGCAAACCGUUGCUGUAUUUCACAAGUGUUUUUGUGUCCCUGGGCGUUUUCCUCUUCGGCUAUGACCAAGGUGUGAUGUCUGGUAUCAUAACAGGAUGGUAUUUCAAGGAUUACUUUAAUCAACCGUCGCGAGCGGCAAUCGGUACAGUUGUUGCAAUCCUUGAAGUAGGAGCAUUCAUUUCAUCCUUACUUGUUGGACGAGUCGGUGACCUGAUCGGGCGUCGAAAGACCAUUCUCUACGGGUCAAUUGUCUUCUUCAUUGGCGGUGGCUUCCAGGCAUUUGCGACAGGAUUGCCUAUGAUGAUGGUCGGCCGCAUCAUUGCAGGGUUAGGCGUUGGGGCACUUUCUACAAUCGUGCCGGUCUAUCAGUCUGAGAUCUCGCCCCCUCACAAUCGCGGAAAGCUAGCUUGCAUCGAAUUUACAGGGAAUAUUGCCGGCUACGCUGCAAGUGUCUGGGUAGACUAUUUCUGCAGCUUCAUAGAUAGCAACUACUCAUGGCGUCUUCCACUACUUUGCCAAUGCAUCAUGGGCGCUUUGCUUGGUGUUGGAAGCCUGAUCAUUUGCGAAUCUCCCAGAUGGCUGCUAGACAAUGAUUUCGACGAAGAAGGUAUGGUAGUUAUUGCAAAUCUGUAUGGUAAGGGUGAUUUGCAUAACGACAAAGCCAGACAAGAGUACAGAGAGAUUAAGAUGAAUGUUCUUCUUCAACGGCAAGAGGGCGAAAGGUCGUACAGCGACAUGUUCAAACGUUACUACAGGCGGGUAUUGAUCGCGAUGUCAGCGCAGGCAUUGGCUCAGCUCAACGGAAUCAAUGUCAUCUCUUACUACGCCCCACUCGUUUUCGAGUCAGCAGGGUGGGCUGGCCGUGAUGCUAUCUUGAUGACCGGCAUCAACGCCAUAUCCUAUCUUGCUUCUACAGUGCCUCCGUGGUAUCUUGUCGACCAGUGGGGAAGACGGCCAAUUCUUCUCUCAGGUGCAGUGGCUAUGAUCGUGUCUCUAUCUUUGAUCUCAUAUUUCAUCUAUAUAGAUGUCGCGGCAACACCGACACUUACGGUCAUAUUUGUCAUGAUAUACAAUGCUGCUUUCGGUGCAUCUUGGGGGCCUAUACCAUGGCUUUACCCCCCCGAAAUUCUGCCCUUAAGCAUUCGUGCGAAGGGCGCCAGUAUCAGCACUGCCACGAACUGGGCCUUCAACUGGCUAGUCGGCGAAGUCACGCCUGUCCUUCAAGCCGCAAUCAAGUGGCGCCUUUAUCUAGUGCAUGCUUUCUUCUGUGCAUGCAGUUUUGUAUUAGUAUAUUUCCUAUAUCCUGAGACAAGUGGCGUCCGGUUGGAGGAUAUGGAUACCUUGUUCGGCGAUGCGACGACUUCGAUGCCGACGCCAGCAACCCAAGCUGAACGUGGCUCCUUGAUGAGUGCUGGCUCCCCUGUGCCUUCACUCGACAUUAGACGACACUAUGGCCACUUGGGAGCGGAUAAUGCCAUCCCUGGACUGGAUAUCGAUCCUCCCAAUAUGAGUCCCAGUGCCUAUAACAAAUCUGCCAGGUCUGGAAACACAGAGAGUCAUCCUAAUCGAUUGGAGGGAUUCGGUGGUUGGAUCUCGACCAUGAUCAGUCAUCACAAGGGAUCUACUUCAUCACCACAAAAUAACCACUACAGCCGUCUUGGGCAGGAAGAGAACGAUUGA